UGUUAUUUUCGUGAAUAAUUUUGCCUUUGGUCCUGAGGUGGAUCACCAACUGAAGGAGCGAUUUGCGAACAUGAAGGAAGGUGGGAGAAUUGUGUCCUCAAAACCUUUUGCACCUCUAAAUUUUAGAAUUAACAGUCGAAACUUGAGUGAUAUUGGCACUAUAAUGAGAGUUGUGGAGCUAUCACCACUGAAAGGGUCUGUGUCGUGGACCGGGAAACCAGUUUCUUACUACCUGCAUACUAUUGACCGAACCAUACUUGAAAACUAUUUUUCUAGUCUCAAAAAUCCAAAACUCAGGGAGGAACAAGAGGCAGCUAGACGUCGUCAACAAAGAGAAAAUAAGAGCAACACAACUACUCCAACGAAGGUUCAAGAAAACAAGGAUUCUGGUGCCGAAGAAGAAAAGGCUGCGGCAAAUUCUGUUAAGAAGCCAUCUCCCUCCAAAGCGCGGAAGAAGAAGCUAAGUAAAAAAGGAAGGAAAAUGGCAGGCAGGAAACGAGGCCGUCCCAAGAAAAUGAACACUGCGAACACAGAGCGCAAGACCAAGAAGAACCAAACUGCACUAGAACUUCUGCAUGCUCAAACUGUUUCACAGACAUCUUCAUCCUCUCCUCAGGAUGCAUACAAGUCACCUCAUAGCCCAUAUUACCAACUACCUCCUAAAGUGCAACGGCAUUCAUCCAACCAGCUACUGGUGACACCUACCCCACCUGCACUACAGAAGCUGCUAGACUCUUUCAAGAUCCAGUACAUGCAGUUCAUGGCAUACAUGAAAACUCCUCAGUAUAAAGCAAGCCUGCAACAGUUACUGGAGCAGGAAAAGGAAAAGAAUGCUCAGUUACUGGGGACAGCACAGCAGUUGUUCACCCACUGCCAGGCACAGAAAGAGGAAAUCAAACGUCUUUUUCAGCAGAAACUUGAUGAGUUGGGAGUUAAAGCUCUAACGUACAACGACCUGAUUCAGGCUCAGAAGGAAAUCUCUGCUCACAAUCAGCAACUGAAGGAACAGACGAAACAGCUGGAGAAGGACAACAGUGAACUCAGGAACCAGAGCUUACAGCUGCUUAAAGCCCGCUGUGAAGAACUGAAGCUGGAUUGGUCAACAUUGUCACUGGAGAACUUGCUGAAAGAGAAGCAGGCAUUGAAGAAUCAGAUUUCUGAGAAACAAAAGCACUGUUUGGAAUUGCAGAUCAGCAUUGUGGAACUUGAGAAAAGUCAAAGGCAGCAGGAGCUCAUGCAGCUCAAGUCGUACACGCCGCCUGAUGAGUCGCUGUCAGUGCAGCUACGCAAUAAAAACCAUCUGAGCCGUGAUCCCGAGGCCGAUCAUGGCAGGUUCCAACUUGAGCUUGAAUGCUCUAAGUUUCCGAUGCCCCACAUCAACGGCAUGAGCCCCGAACUGUCCAUGAACGGCCACGCUACUCCCUACGAAAUCCAUAACACCUUCAGCAGGCCCUCCUCCAAGCAGAACACCCCCCAGUACACAACCUCUCACCUGGACCAAGAAAUCGUGCCGUGUACCCCAAACCACAGCAGCAGACAGAAGGCAGACAAGAUGACAAGCUUGUCUCUACCCGAUUAUACCAGGUUUUCCCCGGCUAAAAUAGCACUAAGAAGACACUUGAAUCAAGACCACGGAGUCAAUGGAAAAGCAACAGCUAAUGAAAUACAGAGAGCUGAGCACGUCAAAGAGAACGGCCUUACCUACCCGAGCCCUGGCAUUUCGAACGGCAUAAAGCUGAGUCCUCAGGAAACUCGGCCCUCUUCCCCAGCAGCCGUACCAGUUGCAGGCGAGAAGGUUUUGAGAGAGAGAACCUCUGUGAGUAAUGGAGAAACUAUCACCAGCCUCCCUAUCAGUAUUCCUCUCAGCACAGUGCAGCCCAAUAAACUCCCUGUUAGUAUCCCUCUGGCCAGCGUAGUCCUACCUAGCCGUGUUGAGAAGGUGAGAAGCACACCUAGCCCAGUUCACCAGAGUAGAGACUCGUCAACACUUGAAAAGCAGAUUGGUGCUAGUUCUCAUAAUGGCGUAAGCAAUGCUGCUGGAAACAAGCCACUGGCUUUGGCUACCUCAGGACAUGUAAAACAAUCCCCUUCCAACAAGCACAGUCCUCUGCCCGCGAGCGCUCGGCUGGACUGUGGCCAAGCACACGCGCAGGAUGGGAAGAAGCGAGGCCGGCGGAAGAGAUCCUCUACUGGGAAUCUCAGCGGGAACUCCGGGGUCUCCCCGAAACGCAAAUCCUUACCUACUGUGUCUGGACUCUUUACGCAACCGUCGGGUUCGCCGCUCAAUAUCAACUCCAUGGUCAAUAACAUUAACCAGCCUUUAGAAAUAACAGCCAUUUCCUCUCCUGAAAACUCCCUGAAGAACUCUCCUGUUCCUUACCAGGACAAUGACCAGCCCCCAGUGCUGAAAAAGGAAAAGCCCCUCAUUCAGACCAACGGCGUUCAUUACUCUCCUCUAACAUCAGAUGAAGAGCAGGGAUCUGAAGAUGAGCACAAUAGCAGCAGAAUUGAGAGGAAAAUUGCAACAAUAUCGUUGGAAAGCAAAUCUCCACAGAAGACUGUUGAAAAUGGUGGCAGCUUAUCUGGGAGGAAACAAGCACAAAACAACGAAAACAUGAACAGCAGUAAAUGGAAAUCGACUUUUUCACCGAUAUCUGACAUCAACCUGACCAAAACUACAGACAGCCCCUUGCAGUCGGGUUCAUCCCUGAGCCAGAAUUCGCUGUUUGCCUUCAGGCCCUCCUCCGAGGAGAGCCUCGCCAUCGACGCCAAGACCCACGCGAGGAAAAGCAUCGCCGGGCCCUCGGCUGGCGCCGACGGGCUCAGCCCCGGCACAAACGCCACCAACGGGUUCGCGUACAACGGCGGCCUCUCGGCCGAUGUGGGUUUGCACGGCUUUAUCGACGGUGCUUCUCACCCCCACAAGGCUUCGGACGUGACGGCUUCCAACUGCUCCCUGGGUUUCCAGUCGCAGCGAAGCAAGGACGGGGGCGUGUCGGAAACGAAUCCUUUUCUGAACAAGAGGCAGCUCGAUGGCCUCGGCGGCGCGAAAGGAGAAGACUUAAACCGCUCGGGGGUCAAAGGCAAAGAGCUCGGCGAAAUAAGCGUUCGUACUGGGGGUUCUUCGGAAAAAAACUCUUUGCAGCAUAACGGAAAGGUCGGCAAAGGAAGAGACCGAGACGUGGAGUUUAAAAACGGCCACAACCUUUUCAUUUCUGCUGCUGUUUCGUCUGGUGGCCUUCUGAAUGGUAAAAGCCUUCCUCCUGCUGUUUCCUCAGCAGGCAACCCAGCAUCUUCUGUUCAGACGCACCAUCCUUUCCUAAACACUUUGACCACUGGAUCGCAGUUCCCCCUGGGCCCCAUGGCCUUGCAAGCAAACCUCAACUCGGUGACAAAUUCCUCAGUAUUGCAGUCCUUAUUUAAUUCAAUGCCAGCUGCUGCCAGUCUGGUCCACGUGUCAUCGGCUGCAACCAGACUGACUAAUUCUCACACUAUGGGGAACUUCUCUCCUGGGGUUACAGGUGGAACAGUUGGAGGUAUUUUUAACCAUGCGGUGCCUUCUGCCUCCUCUCCUCAUCAAUUUGGAGCCAGUUUCAGCAGCAGUGCUGUCUCUAGCAGCACAGUGCUAAGCUUAAACCCUCUGCAGGCUGUUGCCAGCACCUCAUCCUCAUCCUUCCCACCCCCUCCCUCUAAUUUAGUAACAUCUAGCGAGACUAGAUCUGCUCAGCACCUCAACAGAGCGCCAGUGCAAUCUGUUUUCCAUUCCCCUCCGCCCCCUCCUAACGUUUCAUUGCCCCCACCUCCUCCAUUGCUCGCUUCUAACUCCGAGCCUGCGCUUCUGCAGAACCUGCCACCCAUCCCGCCCGGCGAAGCUUUUUUGCCCUCCUCUUCCGCUGCUUCUGUCCAAUCUGCUAACGCUUCUUUGUCUAUUAAGCUAGCUUCUCUCCAGCACAAAACCUCCCGCCCCUCCUUUACAGUCCAUCACCCGCCUCUGCCCCGCUUGGCGCUGGCGCAGUCCGCGCCCGUGAUCACGCAGUCCAACGCCGCUGGCACGUCCGCUAUGUGGGUUACACUUGGCAUGCAGUCUCCUUAUGCUUCGCACCUUUCUGGGGUUAAGCCACGAUAA
Messenger RNA from Apaloderma vittatum (bar-tailed trogon), 4126 nucleotides. It is a transcript of the gene DOT1L, whose product is annotated as DOT1-like histone H3K79 methyltransferase. The transcript has 20 exons. Gene Ontology annotation, molecular function: histone H3K79 methyltransferase activity. Gene Ontology annotation, cellular component: nucleus. Lineage: Eukaryota; Metazoa; Chordata; Aves; Trogoniformes; Trogonidae. Gene Ontology annotation, biological process: DNA damage checkpoint signaling; regulation of transcription regulatory region DNA binding; DNA repair. The annotation marks the transcript as partial. The record is from RefSeq and is a predicted model, not a curated record.